Messenger RNA from Ceutorhynchus assimilis (cabbage seed weevil), 1523 nucleotides. NCBI's taxonomy places the organism in Eukaryota, Metazoa, Arthropoda, Insecta, Coleoptera, Curculionidae. The record is from the annotation of a GenBank genome assembly.
UUACGCGUUUAUUUAUCAAAUAAUUACAAAAUUAAUUAGUGGUUUCUAAAAAAAUAAAUCAUAUAAAAUUAAAGUCCGUCUUUGUGUUAGAAUUUGUUAGUAUCUUAGACGUAGAGUAUUGAAAUAAAAUAGUGGACAAAUUAUGUUAUAUUCCCUUUUAAUUGGCUGUUUGAAUUUUGCCUGCUUGUUUCAAUCCGGGUAUUCUCAGGCACACAGAAACAAACCUCAACCAACACCAUACCAUGAUUUUGACUACCUUGUAUUUUCCCAAAGAUGGCCUUUGACAGCAUGCACUGAAUGGGAAGAAGCCAAGCAAGGGAAUACUUGCAAUUUACCCAAAGACAAAGAUUUGUGGACUGUUCAUGGUGUAUGGCCAACAAAAACAGGGAAAAUGGGUCCGCUCUUCUGUCCUUCAGCCAUUCACUUUAAUCCUGAUCAACUCGCCCCAAUUCUCACCGAUCUCAACCAUUAUUGGAUAAACGUAGAAGCUAACACUAAAACUAAUUCUUUCUGGGCACAUGAGUGGAACAAGCAUGGUACUUGUGCCUCAGUUUUGCCUCAAUUAGACAGUGUUCCUAAUUAUUUUGAAAUGGGCUUAAAACUCAACAGGCAAUAUGAUUUAUCUAAAAUCUUGUCCAAAGGUGGAAUUGUGCCUGGCACUAACGGAUACGAUGUUAGUUUUAUUUAUAAUGUUAUAAAAAACGCUAUCAAUAGAGAGCCUAGUAUACAAUGUGUGACCGAUAGGAAAACUAAAGAAUCAUUUAUAAAUGAAAUUAGGAUCUGUCUUAAUAAAACUUUUGAUGCAAUAGAUUGUGAUGCAUCAAAUCCUAUACAUAGAAUACGUGUUGGCUUGAACACAAAUUGCAAUCAAAAAAAGCCAGUAUGGUAUAUUGACACUGUUCCUUCAACAAUUGUCGAUGAGGAUUCUGAGUACAACAACGAAAGUUAUGAAGAGUAUCAAGAAUUUUAUGAACAGCAAAGGCAUUAUACAUGGCUGUAUAACUUUAUAAGAACACUACUUUGGGUGACUUUGUAAAUUAAUUUGAACGUUUUUGUUAUAAUUGCUGUGGAUCAUUCAUCAUUUAUAUUUUAGGCCAAAUUUGCGUAUAAAAAGCAAGAUUUGCUAUUUAAACAUCAUUUAGACUGUAUUUUUAUAUGAUGUAUCAAAAAAACACCAAAAUUAUUCCUAUUUUUCAUCUAUUUAACUGAAUUUAGCCUAAUAUAUAUAUAGACAUACAGGGUUUUUAAUUCAAAUUUCUUGUACUUAAUUAUUUAUUUAUUGUACAUAUUAGCUCUUUUUAGAUUUUAUAUCAACUUUUACAGUAAAAAUUAUUAUAUAGACUGAUUUAGAUCUUGUGAGUAUAUUAACACAAAGUAUUCUAAUAAUCUAAAUAGAAAAUUCUAGACCUAUAUUCACAAAGCGCCUGGUAACAGCAUGUAACAAAGUAGUGAAAUUCAAAACGGCGGGUGGAAGCAUAGCGCCAGUCGAAACAGUGUGUAACAAUAAAUAGAUACUUUUUAAA